This is a messenger RNA of Entrophospora sp. SA101, 1641 nucleotides long. Lineage: Eukaryota; Fungi; Glomeromycota; Glomeromycetes; Entrophosporales; Entrophosporaceae. The record is from the annotation of a GenBank genome assembly.
AUGUCUCUAGAACCAUUUAUAAAUUUACUAGUUCAAAUAAAAAAUAAUUUUACUAAGAGCCAUGUACUUUCAAUAAGAGUAAUUAAUAAAUUAAAAGAAUUUGGAUGGGUUGACAUCAAUCCUUUAGAAAAUGAGGAUGUAUCAAGUGCAUAUAAGAGAUUAAAAAUGUCUUCAAGGUCCUGCAACAAAAUUUUAAACAUAAUUGGUAACAACAUUAAUAACAUAAUUUUGGAGCCAGAUGAUCCGUUGUUAUCUGCAACAACAUUAAACAAUUACAAGCUUUCAGAGUCUUUAAAAAUGCUAAUUAAGGAAAAUUACAAUGGAACAUAUUUUGAUUCUUCACUUUUUAAAAAAAUAUGGGCAAAUAAUGAAUAUAAGAAAAGAUCAAAACAUAUUAAUGAAUUAACAUUUUCCCAUGAUUUCAUGGAAAGUUAUAUGGAUUUUUUGAUAGAUGAUAAUGGUGGAGAUCAAGAGAUUGAAGAUCCAUUGUCUGAAUUUACGACCGAGGAAAUAAAAGAAACGAUAGAUAAAUAUGUAACGACUGUUGCGGGGCUUAAACGAUCAAUCACAUUGUACAGAGAAAUUAUAUAUAAAGUUGCAUCUGACCCUGAUAUUUUGGAGUUUGCUCCACAUAUGAUAGCUUAUCAAUUGACAUUAAUUGAUUCUGCUAUUUUUCUAGAAAUUGAUCCUCAUUCACUGUUAGCUCAUUCCACAAAAAAUCCUGAUCCAAAAAUAAUAGCAUCCACGGAUUUUUUUAAUUAUUUAACACGUAUUGUAGAAUGUUCUAUUUUGUCACCGGUUGAAGCCUCUUCCAGAGCAUUGGUUAUACAUCAUUGGGUUAAAGUGGCGGCUAAAUUACACGAAUUGCAUAAUUUUCAAACUUUAAAGGCUAUCCUUUCAGCUUUAGGUACGCCACCAAUAAAAAGAUUGAAGAGGACAUGGACAUGUAUCCCAAAAAAAAGUAUGGUGAAAUUAGAUUCGUUAAAUGAAAUGAUGAGUGAGUCUAGUAAUUAUGAAAAAUAUCGAGAGACAAUACAACCUGAAAUAUUUUCAAGAAAACCUAUUGUACCAUUUUUGGGAACAUUCAUAAUGGAUGCAACAUAUUUAUCAGCAGCUAUAAGAAACUCAGCGUCAUCAUCCAUCAAUUCACCAUUGAUUUCACUUUCCAUGACUAGCACCACCACCAACAGCGAUGAUUCUGAUAGUGGUAAUGGUAAUAAAAAUAACAACAUUACAGGUAAUAGUUGUUUUACACAUCCUAUAUCACGAUCAAUGUCAUUACCCUCUUCACCCGAAAAAAUUCUUACUUUACAAGAUGAUUCACGAGUUCAAGAAUUACUGCAUACAAUGUUUCGAUAUCAAAAUGGACCAAAAUAUCAACCAAUCCCGCCAAUGUCGUAUAUAAAAGCGUCAACAAAACAUCAUUUUCGAGCGACAAGUCUUGGGGCUGCUUUACAUCGUGGAAGUGUGAUUAGAUAUCACAAUAGAAAUGAUGACGAUAAUGAGAUUAUCAAGGAAAAACAACAAAUUAUAACGCAUUAUCUAUUGACUCGGACAUGGAUUCCAGAAAAAAGUGUUGAUGAAUUAAGUUUGCAGCGCGAACCGCAUAAACAAAAAAGUAGCCAAGAUGCUACUGUUUGA